Saccharomyces kudriavzevii IFO 1802 is the source of this 1566-nucleotide messenger RNA. RefSeq names its product Mrx12p (gene MRX12). NCBI's taxonomy places the organism in Eukaryota, Fungi, Ascomycota, Saccharomycetes, Saccharomycetales, Saccharomycetaceae. The record is from RefSeq and is a predicted model, not a curated record. The coding region runs from base 1 to 1566 and encodes 521 amino acids. The transcript has a single exon.
AUGUUGCGUUCACUUCAUACAGCAGCUACUUCUGCCAACAGGAGGCUAUACUCUCUGGCAUGUCUUUCGAAUAGAAAUGGAAACAAAAUCAUUGAAACACUUUUGAGCCAUCAUACAUUCGACCCAAUUCGCCGUCACUUACCCACGGAUACGGCCACCCUCGAUCCAUACUCUCUAUCACAGAAUGUUAUUAAAAGCCUAAACACGUUAAGGGUCGCCAAAGAAGAUGCAGCCGUGAUACACAAUAUGAUGAUAGAAAAUCUAAGUGGUCUUGACUACAGCAUUGCAACAAUUCACUCUAAGAAUUUGCGUGACCUUGGUUUGAGGCCAUCAGUUUCCGCCAUAAAGCAAAUAAUCAAAAACAACCCGGGAAGGGUACAAAGUUCAUGGGAAAUUUUCAUGAAAUAUAAAGCUUUAGUACAAAAUGUUCCUGAUGAAUUGAUUGAGGUGGUUCUAGAGAAAAUCAUUAACUUUGACAAGGCCGAAAAGAUCGAUGGAAAGGAAAAAUUAACUUUUCAAGAUCUGGCAAGGUGUUUAUAUUUAAUGGAUCACCUUUCAUCGAAGAAUGUUAUAUCUUCAAGGCUCAUAGAACCCAUUCUCAUUUAUGCAAUAGACAAUGGAAUUCCUAAUAUUUUAGCUUUUAUGGUGGAAUAUAAAAUACCGUUAAACUUCUUUGAUAAGUAUAUCAACGAAUUGACACCCUGCCAACUUUUCGAUCUUUACAGCUUCUACGCACCUCAUAAUGUGAUAGUUGAUCCAUUAAUGCUACAUAAAUGUGUAGCAAUCCUGGGAGAAAACGGGACGAUCGCUCUUACUGAAGACGAAAAUGAAAUAAUCAGUAAGCUGCAGGAAGAGAUAGAAAGUGUUAAGUUGCAGUGUCACGAUAGUUGGGACUUCGAUUUUCCGAAAGACAAUGCUCGCAAAACAGAAACGGCAUUCAAAAAUUUAUUCUUAGAAAUUAGGAAAAGAAACCUAGACAAAAUGGACUUUAAGUUAGCUCUCACAUUAUUGAGGGUAAUUGGAGCUUUCAAAGGUGACAUUGCCCUAUUUUUCGAGUUGUAUUACGAAUACCUCUUGAACUUCAAGAAUAAUGAAGAAAGCCUAAUGUUUGAAGCGUUUUUGGCGCUCUCCUGCCAAGGCUAUAAAAAAGGUAAUGUCAAAAUGCUGGAAUAUGCCGACGCUUUUGUAAAUGACGGUACUGAUGACAUGCUUAAAAGCAAAACUUUAAGCGUGCUAAUUGUCGCCAAUGCAAAAACAAAUAUAAAUUUAUCUCUCCAGAUUUACAAUUCUAAUAUAGCCAAGGCUAACAAGGGAAAAAAUGAUUCCACAGAUCUUGCUGACAGUGACAUACUUACUGAGUCGCUUAUUUUAGCUUUUUUAUCCAAAGGUGAUGCUGAUUUUGCUAGGGUCAUCUUUGAUGGUGCAUUAGGAGAGAAGGUGAUAUCGGGACCCACUGCUGCAAAAAGAAUAAAGAAGCUCUUGGCGCGAUAUGGAGAAGCGGUAGAGGCUAAAGAAAGCAAAGAAGUUAUGCAAUCUAGGAUAGAGCAUUAUAUGAAAACCAUUUGA